AUGAAUGACUCUUGUUCCUUUUUCUUCACCGUAUCAAAUCAAAUUCCAAUUCAUUCAUUCAUUACCAUUAAAUGCAUUUUUCUUCUUUUUCUUUCCCAUUAUUAUUAUUAUUCUCCCAAAAAAACACAUUCCCUUUUGCACCACAAUCCUUAUCACAUCACAUUCACUUUUCUCUUACACCAUCAUCUUCCUCUGUUUUUUAAACUCUUUCAGAAACCCAUUUUCAUCAGCAACAAAAAAACCCUAAAUUUGAACAAAAUCCUAAAUGGGUUUCGGAAUUUCCUACGUUCUUCACCUUAUUGUGCUGUUUUCUCUUAUGUUUUUUUGUGCUUGGUCUCAAGAUGAUGGUGCUGUGAUGCAAAAGCUGAAAACUUCACUAUCAAAAAAUAAUCUUGAUUGGUCAAACAAUGAUUAUUGCAAAUGGGCGGGAGUUAAUUGCAAUGGAAUGAAUAGGGUUACUUCAAUAAAACUUAACAGUUCAACUGUUCAAGGUUCUUUACCAGAAGAAUUGGCGAAACUCAGUGAGUUAACUAAUUUUGAUUUCAGGGGAAAUAGUUUAUCUGGAAAUGUUCCUUACAUGCCAAAUUCACUUCAGUAUUUGCAUAUUAACAAUAACAAUUUCACUUCCAUGCCAAAUGAUUUCUUCAAUAACCUCACUAAUUUGAUAGAGGUAGGAAUUGAUUCUAACCCUUUUUCUCAAUGGCAAAUUCCUUCUAGUCUUAAGAAUUGUUUAGCCCUACAAUCUUUUUCUGCUGUCAAUGUUAGUUUUGUUGGUCAAAUUCCUGAAUUCUUUGGUGAACAAACUUUUCCAAGCUUGACUUUUUUGAGUCUAAGUUUCAAUUAUCUUGAAGGUAAUUUGCCUAAUACUUUAUCUGGUAGUUCAAUACAGAAGCUUUGGGUGAAUGGUCAAAAGAGUAAUAAUAAACUCAAUGGUACACUUUCUGUUUUACAAAAUAUGACUUCAUUGCAACAAAUUUGGGUUCAUGGCAAUUUGUUUACUGGUCCUAUACCUGAUUUUUCAAAUCUCGAUCAAUUGUUUGAUGUUAGUUUGAGGGAUAAUAAGUUAACCGGUGUUGUUCCACCGUCUUUAACUUCCCUUCAGAGUUUGAAAGUUGUGAAUUUGACAAACAAUGAUCUUCAAGGUUCACCUCCUAAGUUUCAAGACGGUGUUCAGGUUGAUAUGGAUUUGGUUAGAGGGACUAAUAGCUUUUGCACCAAGGUUGUUGGUCAACCAUGUAGUCCACUUGUUAAUGCUUUGCUUUCUGUUGCUGAAGCUUUUGGUUAUCCUUUUAAACUUGCUGACAGUUGGCAAGGUAAUAGCCCUUGUAAUGGCAGUGUUGUUUGGGUAGGGAUUACUUGUUCUCGUGGUAAUAUUUCUGUUAUUAACUUUCAAAACAUGGGUUUUUCUGGCAGUAUAUCUCCUAGUUUUGCAAGUCUUAGUUCUGUGACAGAGUUGCUUCUUGCUAACAAUAAUCUCACCGGAACUAUACCUAAAGAACUUGCUAGUAUGCCGGCUUUGAAAUUGCUAGAUGUUUCCAAUAAUUCAUUGUAUGGUCAGAUACCGUCGUUUCGUGCAGGUGUGGUUGUUAAAACCAAUGGGAAUCCUGAUAUCGGAAAGGAUAAACCUCACGGGUCGCCCAGCUCUAGUUCUGGAGGGGAGGAUAAGAAGAAACUUGGUGUUGGAACUAUUGUUGGUAUUGUGAUGGGGAUUGUUGGCUUACUUUGUGUAGGGGUUUUGGUAUUUGUUAUGUAUGGUAGAAGACAUAAUAAGCGCUACAACAAUGUUCAAACUCCAAAUGCAAUAGUGGUACAUCCUCGUCAUUCUGGAGAUGGAAAUGCUGUGAAGAUAAGUGUUGCAGCAUCUGGAAGUGCUGGUGUUGUAGGAGGGACUGGUGAUUUUAGUCCAUCGAGUAGUGUUCAAAAUGUGGAAGCUGGUAAUAUGGUCAUAUCGAUUCAAGUUUUGAGAGAAGUUACAGAUAAUUUUAGUGAAAAGAACAUAUUGGGGAAGGGAGGUUUCGGCACUGUAUACAAAGGAGAAUUGGCCGAUGGAACGAAAAUUGCAGUUAAAAGGAUGCAAACUGAAAUGGUUGGUGACAAAGGGCUGAAUGAGUUCAAAUCUGAAAUUGCAGUUCUUACUAAGGUUCGACAUAGGCAUUUGGUCGGACUUCUCGGCUAUUGCUUGGAAGACAAUGAGAAACUUCUUGUCUAUGAAUACAUGCCUCAGGGGACUCUUAGUCAACAUCUGUUUGACUGGAAAGAUGAUGGGUCAAAACCGCUCGAAUGGAAGAGAAGGCUCUCCAUUGCUUUAGAUGUUGCUAGAGGUGUUGAAUAUCUUCAUGGUUUGGCACAUCAAAUUUUCAUCCACAGGGAUCUGAAACCAUCAAAUAUCUUGCUUGGGGAUGAUAUGCGCGCUAAAGUAUCCGACUUUGGGUUGGUUCGACUUGCUCCAGAAGGACAAGCCUCAUUCCAGACUAGAAUUGCUGGAACUUUUGGAUAUCUAGCACCGGAGUAUGCAGUAACCGGAAGAGUCACCACAAAGGUUGACGUAUACAGCUUCGGUGUGAUUCUUAUGGAGAUGAUAACCGGAAGGAGAGCACUCGACAACAGCCAACCAGAGGAGAACAUCCACCUUGUUACAUGGUUCCGCAGGAUGCUAUUGAGCAAUAACUCGUUCGAAAAGAUCAUUGAUCCGACAAUGGAUAUCGAUGAGGAAGGCUUGAAGAGUUUCAAGACUAUUGCAGGAUUGGCCGGCAACUGUUGUGUUAGAGAGCCUAAUCAACGUCCUGACAUGGGACACGUAGUGAACGUACUAGCACCUCUUGUCGAGGUUUGGAAGCCGGCUGAACUUGAUGCCGAUGACAUGUAUGGGAUUGACCUUGAUAUGAAUUUGCCUGAAGCACUAAGUAGGUGGAAGAAUCUUGAAGGAAUGAGCAACACACUCGAUGUUUCGUAUUCCUCCUCGAUGGUUGAUAGUUGUGAGAAUACACAGUCAAGUAUACCGCCUCGGGCUCCUGGAUUUGCUCAUUCCUUUACAUCUACUGAUGCGCGAUGAUGUUUAAUACCCUUUGUAUUAUUUUAUUUUUGUAGAAAGAAGUUUAGGCGAGUUUGGUAUCAGGGCUCACUAGGGCCAAGACAGUCCUCAAGGAUCAAAGAGCUUUUAUUAUCCAGCAAAGAGGCCCUCGCCAGAGAGGUCCUUUGCUUUAUGUAUGGAAUGAGAUUCUUGUAAGUCUCAUUUAAUAAUAAAACAAUAGGGAGCCAAAACAAUACAAUGAAAAGAGGGUAUCCUAAUAUUCUUUGUAGGAGUUUGUUAAUGUAAAGCAAUGGGAUUUAUCACUUUGGUGUCUUAAAUUCACUUAGCAGGUGGAUUUAUGAUUUCAAGAUUUUUGGUAUUACAUGAAAGGUUAAAUAAAUUUAUAAUAUUCUGUAAUUUUAUAAAAAAAUUAUUAGAAAUGUUAAAAAAGAAUUAAAGCCAAGAGGAUAUGGGACGGUUGUAAAUUGACAUGUUUGUUUAAACAGAGUUAUGCUAUUCCUUUUAUGCACUA
Molecule: messenger RNA, 3542 nt
Organism: Trifolium pratense (red clover)
Lineage: Eukaryota; Viridiplantae; Streptophyta; Magnoliopsida; Fabales; Fabaceae
Product: receptor protein kinase TMK1-like
Exons: 2
Coding region: 266-3052 (928 amino acids)
Biological process (GO): protein phosphorylation
Molecular function (GO): protein kinase activity; protein binding; ATP binding
Source: RefSeq, a predicted model, not a curated record